CGGAGCUGUAUCUGUUGAAAAUCGUUUUGGGGCACAUAAUUCGAGCUCCCGAAACUCGGAAAAGUUUUUAGUGUGCCGGCGAAUUUGUAUGCGGAAGCACGUUCCUCGCUCACUCGUUCGAGUGACGGUUGCCAGCCCAUUAAAAGCAGUGCAUUGCAGAGGACGUGUUAUACAGUAGACUGGGAGUUCCACUCCUCCCAUACAUUCGCAUCUUAAUAAAAGAGUCUUUCGAACCUACUCGCUAGCGAAUAUGUGUGACACUCGGAAAAUCUGAAUUACUUGAAUGAGUUCAUUCGACAGAAUCAUUCUGUUUACCAAAGGAACCUCUUCCAUUUGUUAGUGCUGAGAACUCCACGCCUCGCACAAAGUUACGAGUUCUCAACACCUCGGCCAAGUGUUGCAGUGCGUGUCCAAGUGUUAUGCAAGAAGUGCAAGAAUGUAAUUUUCAAGUCGGUAGUUCUGCUUCCUCUGUAAGAAAAACAUCCUCGAAAUAAUCAAAUUCCAGCGGAUCUGGUGCGGGUGACGUUUCUUUUAAGUUCGGUCCGUAAUUAUCGAAACAGUUUUCACUUGUGCAAUAUCCCAUCGGCUCAACUGUGUGUUAUGUUCGAUUUUCAAAGGAUCCGUGUCCUGAGCAGAAGGAUGCAAUCAACGCAUUAGUGAGUACAGGAGCACCGGGCGGAGCAGGGUAACCCGCACGACUUGUGACUUACUGACAACAAUCACAAGGCCAUUGAUAGAAAGGAAGGAUAUCACUCAUUGUUCCAGCUUCAUAACAUGAUACAAAAUACAAAUGUAGUGCAGAGGGAUGACAAUAAACCAUUAUGAACCUAUUUGAGUGCAUCUCGAAAUUGGAAAAAUCUGUCGUUAACAACGGGCAGAUAGCACACAUUCAAGUGAAAUUCAUUUGAAAUAAAAUGAUUACGAAAAGGAUACGAAACAGGAAUGGCGCCCUUUCGACCAAGAUAUCCAAGACAGCUACAGCAACAAUAGCGUCAUCCACUGCAUCCGUAGCUACUCAGUAAAGAGUCUUUGUCGAUAAACAGACGAGCUGGCGAAUAAUACGUUUCCGCAGAAAAGAAAAGGAUUGUGGAGCUCGUAUACCGAAGCAAAGGGACUCAGCGAGGAGUUGAGACGAAGCCCAGCCAUAGAGAUGAGCCAUAGCAAAAACUAGAACAAGGCGAAGUAAACAUGUUUACCUCAAGCUCGUAUCUGUACAGCACUUGAUUCCUGUUUGCAGUUGCAGUCAUUGUCUUACGAUUCACUCGAUCGCUCAGACGACUUUUCGGUACAAAAACCGCCUUGUUCUUCCUGGAGACGUGGAAGGAGACAGAAACAGGAAAGAAUAAAUAAAAGGAGUACGAAUCUCAUUCAGGACAAUAAUACACGAAAAUCGAAUCAAAAGAACAGAAGCAUGGCAUUCGCAGCCGCACGUAUGAUUCUCAAGGAUAAGAGAAGAAAAUCCAAAGAAGACUUUCCCACGCCGCAGCGUACACGGAGUAAGGCCAGAAGUGUCAGCACAAGUAGCUUUAGGAGUCUCAGUCAGGCUCGCAAUAAACCUGCUGACGGUAGCGGACAUUUAAAUCCGAAAUCUGGCCAACGUGAUAAAACACCGGCACCCGGACAAAAAGGAGGAGCUCCUACAAAGGCAACAGCUCAUACGGCCAAACAGCCAGUUCCGGCGAAACAAGCUGCAGCUGGAAAUAAUAAACAAAAUGCUACCCCCAAACAGUCAUCGGCGCAAGCAACGCCAAAACCUGCGGCUGCUGCGGCGAAAAUUCAAAAAAAGCCUAAAAAGAAACAUCAACAGCAUGACCUGGUGGUCACAAUUGAUUUGACUGAAUAUGGACUGUCCGAGGAGCAGGUUGCCGAAUUCAAAGAAGCUUUCAUGUUAUUCGAUAAGGACGAGGACGGUACCAUAACAAUGGCUGAAUUGGGGGUGGUGAUGAGAUCUCUCGGGCAGCGUCCCAGUGAAACUGAGCUCCGAGAUAUGGUCAAUGAAGUCGACCAAGAUGGAAAUGGCACCAUAGAAUUCAAUGAAUUCCUGCAGAUGAUGUCGAAAAAGAUGAAAGGUGCCGACGGUGAGGACGAAUUGAAGGAAGCUUUUAGAGUAUUCGAUAAAAAUAAUGACGGACUCAUAUCGUCGUCGGAGCUUCGGCAUGUGAUGACUAACUUGGGAGAAAAACUAUCAGAAGAAGAAGUCGAUGACAUGAUCAAAGAAGCUGAUUUGGAUGGUGAUGGCAUGGUUAACUAUCAUGAGUUUGUGAUGAUCUUGACGGCGAAAAACUAGUGUAAGAUUUGUAAUCGUCGAGGCAGAAGAAAAGCUGAGAAAUUGUUUGGCAGCACCGAGCAAACUAGUAAAGUUCAGUAAUACUGAAGACCAGCAAAGCACCUUGAAAGACAACAA
This is a messenger RNA of Hermetia illucens (black soldier fly), 2404 nucleotides long. RefSeq names its product calmodulin-A-like. NCBI's taxonomy places the organism in Eukaryota, Metazoa, Arthropoda, Insecta, Diptera, Stratiomyidae. The coding region runs from base 1412 to 2287 and encodes 291 amino acids. Gene Ontology annotation, molecular function: enzyme regulator activity; calcium ion binding. Gene Ontology annotation, cellular component: myosin II complex. The transcript has 9 exons. The record is from RefSeq and is a predicted model, not a curated record.